Capsicum annuum is the source of this 918-nucleotide messenger RNA. RefSeq lists its product as uncharacterized. The record is from RefSeq and is a predicted model, not a curated record. The transcript has a single exon. The coding region runs from base 1 to 918 and encodes 305 amino acids. Lineage: Eukaryota; Viridiplantae; Streptophyta; Magnoliopsida; Solanales; Solanaceae.
AUGCAAAUUCAUUUCAAGAAUAGGGUCAUUUCAUUUUCAAGAAGUAACCAUUGUUUUGCUAGACAAGUUCAAAACUUGCCUCAAUCCCUACAAAUGGUGACUGAAUCGGGUCAUACAAAAAGACCCAUGUACCCAACAUGCUCCAAACCAACCCGUUUCUGUCUCUGCACCAGACUGAAAACCCCAUGUCUUGAAAACUCCAUAGCUGUCACAAUCCUUCAGCACAGCUUAGAGAAAAAUCACCCUUUAAAUUCCACAAGAAUUGCUUCUAUUGGCCUGAAAAUCCUGAGUGUAAUCUCAGUUUUUGAUGUUAAUUAUGAAGCUGAAUUUGUCAUUCAGUUUCUCAACUCAAAUCUUGAAAUGGGUUCUCAAGAUUUGGAUGAAAAUCUAAGUUGUGCGAACUCUUCACUUUCUAUGCCGUAUACAGAAUGUGAAACGCACCCAUUGACAUUUUUCAAGAGUCCGAGCAACGUAGGUGAAAAUAGUAGUAUAAACAUUAAAGACUCCAACUUUGAUAGUAAUGCAGCUGUUUCUUUUACUAUAGAGAAGUAUGGCGCAAUUUGUUCCUUUCAGAAUCAAGAUUUGGAUAAGCCGUGGAAGCAGCCUCUAGCAGAAAUGCAGGAUAAACCCUUGUGCUCCGUUCCUUUUUUGGACCCCACGCAUAGUGGAGGCUUUUGCGCACCGGAUUGCGCUUUAUUAGCCUCUGAGAAUCAAGAUUUGAAUAAGCGUGGAAACUCCGGCCUUUCUCCAGACCAGGCGCGUAGUGUGAGCUUUAGUGCAACGGGAUGCCCUUUAUUAGCGUCUAUUGAUGAUACUCGAAAAGCUUUUUUAGUAAAAAAGAUACAAAGGAAGUUAUUGGAUGGGAGCAGUGAAUUUCAAGAAGUGAAGGAGUUUGAAGUUUCAGUUCCUCCAGGUUAA